ACAAACACUGCGACGCUGCAAGAAGACGCAAAGAUGGUCAUGACCAAAAGCUUAGCGCCGGUCAUCUUCACCCUCUUCUCUUGCUACCUCUCCAUCUACUCCUUAGCUUCGUCCGGUGACUUCCUCCAAUGCCUCACGAAGAACAUCCCCAGCCAGCUCGUGUACACUCAGAGCUCGCCUUCGUUCACGUCGGUCCUGGUGUCCUCCAUCAGGAACCCAAUGUUCUUCACGCCUAGAACGGUGAGGCCGCUCUGGAUCGUCACGCCCACGAACGCCUCCCACGUGCAGGCCGCCGUGGUCUGUGGCCGCCGGCACGGUGUGCGCCUCCGCGUGCGCAGCGGCGGGCACGACUACGAGGGCUUGUCGUACCGGUCCGAGCGCCCCGAGGAGUUCGCCGUGGUCGACCUGUCCAACCUCCGCGCCGUCCAUAUCAACGAGCAGACGUCCACCGCGUGGGUAGACUCCGGCGCGACGCUCGGCGAGCUGUACUACGCCAUCGGGCAGGUGAGCAACCAGCUGGCGUUCCCGGCCGGCCUGUGCCCAACCAUCGGAGUGGGAGGGCAUUUAAGCGGCGGCGGCUUCGGCAUGCUGCUGCGCAAGUACGGCGCUGCCAUCGACAACGUUCUCGAUGCCGUGCUUGUGGACGCCAAGGGGAGGCUUCUGGACAAAAACGCCAUGGGAAGCGACGUCUUCUGGGCCAUCCGAGGAGGCAGCGGCGAGAGCUUCGGCAUAGUGCUGUCGUGGCAGGUGAGGCUUGUGCCCGUCCCGCCAACGGUCACGGCGUUCAGCGUCCCAGUGUCCGUCGACCAGGGCGCCGUAGGUAUCGUGACCAAAUGGCAGGAAGUCGCCCCGGCCCUCCCGGACGACCUGUUCAUCAGGGUUCUCGUCCAGAAACAGACGGCCAACUUCCAGUCCCUGUACCUCGGCACGUGCGACGCGCUCCUGCCGGUGAUGACCAGCCGCUUCCCGGAGCUCGGGGUGAACCGCACGCACUGCAAAGAGAUGACCUGGAUCCAGUCCGUGCCAUACUUCUUCCUGGGCAGCGGCGCGACAGUGGAGGACAUCCUGAACCGCACCACCUCCCUGAGCAUAUACACCAAGGCCACGUCCGACUACGUCCGGCAGGCCAUCGCCCGGGACGUGUGGCCGGAGAUAUUAACCUGGCUCUCGGAGCCCGAGGCCGGGCUCAUGAUCCUGGACCCCUACGGCGCGGCGAUCGGCAGCAUCCCGGAGUCGGCGACGCCGUUCCCGCACCGUGCCGGCGUGUUAUACAACAUCCAGUACGUGAACUUCUGGUUCGCUAGUGGAGACGGAGAAGCUCAUACGAAGUGGAUCAGGGACUUCUACGCGUUCAUGGAGCCGUACGUGAGCAAGAAUCCGAGGGAGGCGUACUUUAACUACAGGGACCUUGGCCUUGGCGAGAACGUCGUUGUGCGCAACGUCAGCAGCUACGAGGCCGGCAAGGUCUGGGGUGAGAAGUACUUCAAGGAUAACUAUAAGAGGCUCGCGGUCGCGAAGGGUGAGAUCGACCCCGAUGACUACUUCAGGAACGAGCAGAGCAUUCCACCACUUGUGCCGAGCAAGUGAUCAGCGGAAUGGCGCGCGCGCGCGGUGUAACAUUUUUUUUGUUUUUUGUUUUUUGCGGGUUGCGGUCCAACAACUUUGAAAAACAUAUUUAGAUACAACUGCUCCAAAUUUGCAUAUAUGGUAGCUGCACAGUAAUUGUAUGUGUAUUUAUCUGUUCAUCCACGUUUCAGGUACGAACAUGUGUAUCUUCGUUCCAUUGUAUUUUGUGCUCGUGUCUUCCAUUGAUGCGCACCUCCAUUUUUCACAAGAAAUAAAUGUACUGUUAAAGUAUGGGAA
Molecule: messenger RNA, 1863 nt
Organism: Phragmites australis (common reed)
Lineage: Eukaryota; Viridiplantae; Streptophyta; Magnoliopsida; Poales; Poaceae
Product: berberine bridge enzyme-like Cyn d 4
Exons: 1
Coding region: 34-1587 (517 amino acids)
Molecular function (GO): oxidoreductase activity; FAD binding
Source: RefSeq, a predicted model, not a curated record